Mycena indigotica is the source of this 912-nucleotide messenger RNA. RefSeq lists its product as uncharacterized. Lineage: Eukaryota; Fungi; Basidiomycota; Agaricomycetes; Agaricales; Mycenaceae. The record is from RefSeq and is a predicted model, not a curated record. The coding region runs from base 1 to 912 and encodes 303 amino acids. The transcript has 2 exons.
AUGGAGCGACUCAUCUUACAGUCCUCCAUUGGGUUUUACUCAUUGCUCCAGGAUGUUCUGGAGCAGCAAGAUCAGGAAUGGAUUGCCAGGGAAGGACGCUUCCGCCCUGGUGGUCGGAUCAGUCUAGAUGAUCUCGGAGACGAUAUCUGGGUAGAACAAUUUCGAUUCCGCCGCCAUGAGAUAUACCUGCUCUCUGAUAUCCUCGAUCUCCCACCUGUCAUUGUCUGCAGUCAGUCCCGUGUCAAGGAGGACUCCGCCUCAGCACUCUGCAUGCUUCUCUGUCGCCUUGUCCACGUUUCACGCCUGGUUGAUGUGGAGAUGCAGUUUGGCUGGGAAAGGUCACGAUUUUCGCGCAUCACUCGGACAACAGCUUCAUUAAUCUGGAACCGCUGGAAGCACCUCUUGCGCUUCGAUCCCCACCGAUUGACCCCCGAGAAGCUGACUUAUUUUGCGACGGUCAUGCAGCAACGCGGAGCACCCCUUGACUGUGUUUCUGCUGUCAUUGAUGGGACGCUUCGCAAGAUUGCACGCCCAAUCACUAAUCAGCGACUGGUCUUCAAUGGCUGGAAGAGAAUACACUGCCUCAAAUACCACUCCCUCAUCACUCCCGAUGGCAUUGUUAUCCACAUUUAUGGCCCGGUUGAAGGCAGGCGGCACGACGAGACGGUUUACCAGCAGAGCGGCCUGAGUGCCCUCCUCGAGAAACAUUUUGUUAAACCGGAUGGCAGCCCACUGUUCAUCUAUGGUGAUCCGGCCUACACUGUCGCAGGCCGCGUCCUUGCCGGCUAUAAGGGUGCAGCUCUCAGCCCGGAGCAAAUUCAAUUCAACACCUUGAUGAGCCGCUGCCGAGAGCCAGUUGAAUGGAGUUUUAAGGAGGUGGUCCAACAAUUUCCGUUCUUGGACUUCUCCUGA